GUAUCUCUUUAUAUGGGGGGAAGGGUCGGGGGAUCCCUCCGCCGCCAGCGCGUGGUCCCGGCCCCCUCCACCCGCCGUCUCGGCCGCGGCCAGCAGCCCCUGCCCCCCGGGGGACGCUGACGGCCGCCGGGCGCGCCGCCCGAGCAGACGGACAGGGGGCGCUGCGCCCGGCCUGGGGCAACCCGGGCCACAGGGGCAGGAAAGUGAGGGCCCAGGUCGGCCCGGGCGUGCAGGGGCCCCGGGUUCGCAGCGGCGGCCGCGGCCGCGGUAACCACACCGGCAGCAGCCGCAGCAGCAGCGCGAGGGCCGGGUUGAGCCGAGGAGCCGAUGGCGGCGGCGGCGGCGGCGGCGGCUCCGGUUCCUCGCUGACUGUCCGUCCGCCCUCCUGCAUUGAGCGCCAUGUUACCGAGCCAAGCUGGGGCCGCGGCGGCUCUGGGCCGGGGCUCGGCCCUCGGGGGCAGCCUGAACCGGACCCCGACGGGGCGGCCGGGCGGUGGCGGCGGCGGGACUCGCGGAGCUAACGGGGGCCGGGUCCCCGGGAACGGCGCCGGGCUUGCACCGGGCCGUCUGGAGCGAGAGGCGGCGGCGGCGGCGGCGCCCACCCCGGCGCCCACCGCGGGGAUCCUGUACAGCGGCAGCGAGGGCGACUCCGAGUCGGGCGAGGAGGAGGAGCUGGGCGCCGAGCGGCGCGGCCUGAAGCGGAGCCUGAGCGAGAUGGAGCUCGGCGUGGUGGUCGGCGGGCCCGAGGCGUCGGCGGCCGCCGCGGGGGGCUUCGGGCCGGUGAGCGGCGCGGUGAGCGGGGCCAAGCCCGGGAAGAAGACCCGGGGCCGCGUGAAGAUCAAGAUGGAGUUCAUCGACAACAAGCUGCGGCGCUACACGACCUUCAGCAAGAGGAAGACGGGCAUCAUGAAGAAGGCCUAUGAACUGUCCACGCUGACAGGGACACAGGUGCUGUUGCUGGUGGCCAGUGAGACAGGCCAUGUGUAUACCUUUGCCACCCGCAAACUGCAGCCCAUGAUCACCAGUGAGACCGGCAAGGCCCUGAUUCAGACCUGCCUCAACUCGCCAGACUCUCCACCCCGCUCAGACCCCACCACAGACCAGAGAAUGAGUGCCACUGGUUUUGAAGAGACAGAUCUCACCUACCAGGUGUCGGAGUCUGACAGCAGUGGGGAGACCAAGGACACACUGAAGCCCGCGUUCACAGUCACCAACCUGCCGGGUACCACCUCUACCAUCCAAACGGCCCCUAGCACCUCCACCACCAUGCAAGUCAGCAGUGGUCCCUCUUUCCCCAUCACCAACUACCUGGCACCAGUGUCUGCUAGUGUCAGCCCCAGCGCUGUCAGUAGUGCCAACGGAACUGUGCUGAAGAGUACAGGCAGUGGUCCUGUCUCCUCCGGGGGCCUUAUGCAGCUGCCUACCAGUUUCACCCUCAUGCCUGGUGGGGCGGUGGCCCAGCAGGUCCCCGUGCAGGCCAUUCAGGUGCACCAGGCGCCACAGCAAGCGUCUCCCUCUCGAGACAGCAGCACAGACCUCACGCAGACCUCCUCCAGCGGGACAGUGACGUUGCCUGCCACCAUCAUGACGUCAUCCGUGCCCACGACGGUGGGCGGUCACAUGAUGUACCCUAGCCCCCACGCGGUGAUGUACGCCCCCACGUCGGGCCUGGCAGAUGGCAGCCUCACCGUGCUCAACGCCUUCUCUCAGGCACCCUCCACCAUGCAGGUGUCCCACGGCCAGGUCCAGGAGCAAGGUGGCGUCCCCCAGGUGUUCCUGACCGCCCCGUCUGGCACAGUACAGAUUCCUGUCUCUGCAGUCCAGCUCCACCAGAUGGCCGUGAUAGGGCAGCAGAGCGGCAGCAGCAGCAACCUCACCGAGCUACAGGUGGUGAACCUGGACGCCGCCCACAGCACCAAGAGUGAAUGAUCCGUCCGCCACCCUGGACCGAUGACCCAAGGGAUGGCACCACUUAUUUAUUGUUGCCUUUUCACGUUUUCUUUACACACAUGUUGACGGGCCACAGGAGGGAGGCGGGGAGAAGGAGUGGGCAGCCACAGGACUAUGCCCGCUCACUCCAGCCAAAGAAAUGGGCCUGCCUGCCCUCCCUCCCCGCCCUCCCUCCCUCUCCCCUCCUUCCUGCUCUGCCUCCCAUUUCUCUUGAUGGUGGGCCUCUCCUCCCACUCCCCCCCCCCCCUUCAGACUCCCUAUGCCAGCUCGGCUCGAUGUUUGCCAUGAGUAUUAACUUAUCCAACAGGACGGUGCCCGCUUCCCACUCGCAGACCUUCUGUGGGACUGGGCAUGGAGUCCUCCCCUGAGGGAGUAGUUAGGGCCCUCUGUCCAGCCUCCUUGCUGAUCCUCGGUCAGUACUGUCUGCCACGGGCUUGGUCAAAAGAGCUCGGCCCUUGCCCCUCAGGGAGCCAGCUGGGGAGAUGGGGGGGGUCUCUUCCCUCAUGCCACCUCCCUCUGCCCCUUCAGCUCCUGAGAAGCUGGGCCUGCGCGCUGGGCAGGUUCCUGGGGCCGCCUGCCCUGCUCUGCCACUUCCCCGGACCUCCAGGGGCUCUGGGGCCGGAGGGAACCACCAGCGUUCCCUUCCCCCCCUCGUCUUCCCCCCCCCCCCAGCUGCUUUAAAGUUGAUUUUGAACUUUUUAUUUGAGGAGACGAAGUGAAAACAAAUCUAUAAAUAUAUAUUUUUAAAAUA
Perognathus longimembris pacificus (Pacific pocket mouse) is the source of this 2701-nucleotide messenger RNA. RefSeq names its product serum response factor (gene Srf). Gene Ontology annotation, biological process: positive regulation of transcription by RNA polymerase II. The record is from RefSeq and is a predicted model, not a curated record. Gene Ontology annotation, molecular function: serum response element binding; DNA-binding transcription factor activity, RNA polymerase II-specific; protein dimerization activity. The transcript is spliced from 7 exons. The coding region runs from base 400 to 1929 and encodes 509 amino acids. Lineage: Eukaryota; Metazoa; Chordata; Mammalia; Rodentia; Heteromyidae.